Molecule: messenger RNA, 1647 nt
Organism: Colletotrichum graminicola M1.001
Lineage: Eukaryota; Fungi; Ascomycota; Sordariomycetes; Glomerellales; Glomerellaceae
Exons: 1
Coding region: 1-1647 (548 amino acids)
Source: RefSeq, a predicted model, not a curated record
AUGUACCUCUGCGGGACGCCUCUCGCUUCUUCCAUGGAGCGCGUCCGACGAGCGUCCGGGCGGUGCCGCUUCAACGUACCCCGCAUCACCAGGCUUCUGCUUCCCGAGUAUGUGAAGCACAAUGACGACGGGCCCAUCCGGGAGUUCAUAUCAUCUCGUCUGAGCAUCCUGGACUGCAGGGGCCCGCAAGGCUCCACAGGCGGCUCAGGAAUCAAAUGGUUCAAGACGCUCGACAGCCGGCUCGAGGGCUUCAUCUCAUGCAAAGCCUGCUACGAGGACAUUGUUCUGGCAACGUCUUUCCGACGAUAUUUCGUCGCCAACGAGGCGUCUCAGCCGCCCGAUACCACCUGGGCUUGUGAUGUUUGCCUGCCUUUCAUCGCGCGGUCGCUGGUCAAGUACUCCAAGAGGACCACGGACGCCUGGGAGGAAUGGGUGAAGGCCGCGGUCAAGCACAUCAACCUCCCGCAGUGCGAGAAGAAACCGGUCUCGCCCACCACAAGACAGUGGAUGCAGCUACGUGAGCAGAGGUUCCCCGGGAUGAAGAUGUGCGAGCGAUGCUACGAGGAAACUAUUGCUCUCACGCCCAUAGAUGGAAACUUUGAGGUGUUCCCCCAGCAGCCCAGCCACACAGGGCUGGACUGGAUGGACGUGGCUCUCGGGUACCGGACCGUGGAACCUUCCCCUUUUCUCUGCAGCGCGACGAGCCUCCCGGUACGCGUCUCGAUCGCGGCGGCGAAUAGCCAGAAGGAUGUCGGAGUGUUUUACAGGGCGCUGGAAACUAUCAUUCCGAGUCCCCACUGCACCGAGCAGGGCAUCGUCGGCGGUGUCUGGUACACCCUGAAGGGCGGCGAAUGCGAUAGCUACAGCAUUUGUGCCGCUUGCUACGCGGGCUAUAUGAAGACGUGGCAACUAGGCCGCUUCUUCGAGCAAACGAAGGGGCUGGACGGCACGCAAGCUUACCUCUGCAGCUUCCAGCGCUCGGCCCCUCGUUGGUUCCAGCACAUGUACCGGAUGCAAGAGGCCAUCGACACAGGCGUCUGGUCCCGGUACGCGGGCUUCGUCCGCAAGUUCGAUGGGGUCCCGGACUGCGCCAGAGAGACGCAGGUCGAGAACCGCAAGUGGUACGGCUGGGACGACUGCACGAUCUGCCCGGAGUGCUACAUUACGUCCUGCAAAGAGUCGUCGCCGGGCCCCGGCGUCGAGAUGGACUACGACAACCAGCUCGUCGCCGACAGGAGGAUGUGCUGCCUGUAUUCACCCCGGAUGCGGCAGAAGUGGAUCGAGGCGUGCGAGAAGGGCGACGCCGGGUCGCUGGUCGAGUUUUCGAGGCAGCGACACGGGGUCUACGUGCAGACGGUGCUCCAGGUCCAGAUGCUUCGCCAGAUGCAGGAGAUGCAGAUGAUGAACGCCAUGCACGCCGGCCUGAUGAGCGUCACGUACCAUGGCAUCGAGGGCAUGAGGAUCGUGUCCGGGACGACGGACGGGUACGAGCACGGCAACGGCACGCUCGGGUGGCACGCGACGGAGGAGGGGGCCACGAGCGCCGCGUUCCAGAACCAGAUGCAGUCAGGCAUGAGCCAGGCCAACAGCCCGAGAACCUGGAUGAUGAUAGCACAACUGACCAUGCAGUGGAAAGAGGUUGAGUGA